AUGAUCAGUCAAACAGCCCGCAAUACUUUUAAGCGUGCUUUAGCCUGGAGCAACGUCAAGGUCAUCUACACCCGAAUUACUUUGACAAAGUACACUACCGCCUACUUCUUUCUCGCUCUCAUAUACUGUCUUGCCCUUGUUGUGCUUCAAUCUGUCGCCUACGCAGACACCGCUACAGCAAGGAAUGCAGUCUCUAGCGUCGUAGGAUGCAUAUCCUUUGAUGGACUAGUUGUGAAAACUGGAAAUCAGUUAGAGUGGUGUGAUGGGCUUCCUAACGUACACGGUACGACGUGUACGAUACUUCAAUCGGAGGGUACAGCCGCACUUGAGCAAGUGCAGAUAGAGGGUGAGAAAGAGGUAGAAAAGGAUCAUGAUGAAGAAGCCCAACCAAUAACCAAUGAACUCGGCGAAGUGGUCGGGGUGGACUACAAGGGUGUCGUUCUUUCCAUUCAGUGCGCUAGGUCCUUCCACUGGUUAAAAGACGCCCUUCGAGACUCCGUUCGAGAGGACAUCACUAUCCUCGUUUUCCACGUCUGGCUGUUCGCGCUGGCCCUCGUCACCAUUUUGAACGAAUCUCUACCGCAUCUUGUUUCAGGUCUCGCCGGUCAUGCCAUUGUUACUGGUUGGUCGGCGUUCAGGGUAGGGGAUAGCCGGAAAAUGCGGGAUAUGUAUUACUCGUUGAUCCUGAAUGGUACUUGUGCAUCAAGUGGUGGUGCACAAGUUGACAUUCUGGGGACACAGUGGUGGCAUCUUAGGAACAUUCACGCGAUACCGACCGUAGCCUUGAAUGCUGCCUCGCUCGCCUUGGUUGCGAUAUUGUCGCUGAAGCUGUACAAAGUAUACGCUCGCCAGUCUUUCCAGCGUGUAGGCGCAUCUCCUCAAGUCCACAGCAUCUAUAAGCUCGUUCUGGUCCUGUCAUCCUUCCUCCAACUGGCAGGAUUCUUUGUCCUCGCCUCGACCAUUAUGUGGAUCGAAAAAGCUUCCAAUGGUGCCAUCUCCCGUUCGGCCAAACACCUGGAUGCCUAUAAAGCUGUUCUGACGGUCGUGAUUGUUUUCGUCAUCCCAUGGGUUGUUCUGGGAUGGCGAUCAGUCAGAAGAGAACAACGUCGCCUUUUUUGGGUGUUUUUUGCGAUCUCGCUCGUUUUUUUGGUCACGUCCUCCGCCUGUUUUGGAAGCGAUUUAUUCCGUUUUAUAUUUUCGAUAUGGCCCCUCUUUGCGACCACGACGAUCACUUCCUAUCUUCUCAUUGUUGCUAUAAACGUUAUGGGCAUUAUCUGUAGAUGCCGUUUUGGUAAAGGGCUGAAGGAGUUCUUACAACAAACCGAAACGCCUGAAGGCGCCGAUUUUGCGCCAGUCUACAUUUCCCAGUUCCCCCCACCUUCUCCCGAUGACGACGAGAAGGGGACGAUGGACUUUUCGGAUAAUACCUUCAGGACGAUAGACUUCCUGCUUGCUCCUCCCCCUCGGUCUCACCAAGAUUCAACCCCACGGCCCGCGAAGCAACAAGACACAUGGCGGAACUAUGAACGUUCCAUCCCUUCGUACUCUGAGAAAUCUUUCUAUGAUUAUAACAGCCAGCAUGACGAGGUCACCGUAGCGAAAGGCGAUUCGAAGACAACUGUAAGGAUGUCGGUUUUCAAUGAUCCCACAAGAGAUACGGUCAAGCUUUCGACAACCCCGUCCCUGGCUCAAGGGGAUUUCGUUCUCUCGGGCGUGCGCGAGCCAUCAAAGCUAUCUAAGCCGAAAAGGAAGGAAAGUGUGAAGAAGAUGGUGAUCGGUCUUCCAAGCAAUCCUAGGAAAGGUGGCAACCCGAUUGAGAGAAGUGGUGGCGGUUUCUUUUAA
This is a messenger RNA of Marasmius oreades (fairy-ring Marasmius), 1842 nucleotides long. RefSeq lists its product as uncharacterized. Gene Ontology annotation, cellular component: Golgi apparatus. Bases 1 to 1842 code for a protein of 613 amino acids. The record is from RefSeq and is a predicted model, not a curated record. NCBI's taxonomy places the organism in Eukaryota, Fungi, Basidiomycota, Agaricomycetes, Agaricales, Marasmiaceae. The transcript is spliced from 9 exons.